UUUACAAUGGCACAAUAUUAAUUAUAAAUAGUCAAUCAUAUUGUUGAUGAUGUGCCUAAACAGAACAUGGAAGAUCGCUGGACAUGGAACUAUGACAAGGAUGGAGUCUAUUCUGCUCAGUCAAUACAAGGUGUUGUGCCAGGAAAAUGCAACCCAAGACAAGGAGAAAUACAAACUUAUUUUGGAUAAGAGGAUUCCACUGAAGUUGUCAACCUUUGCCUGGGAAGCACUACGAGGACGAAAACACAGAUCAUCGUUUGUUCUCUUGCAAAGCAACGUGGAUGUAAUGGGCAACAUUGCACGAGUGGUGGGAUGUGCUCUCCGCUCAGCAACAAAAAGGUAUUCGGGGACGAAGAGGAAUCUCAAAUAGAGCCAUAGAGGACAAAACACGAGCGGUUUCUACUUUAAAUAUUCAUCCUACCCUGACACUCACCUGUAAUUCACAUGAUCUUGGGUUGAGAAUGAAGAAUUUACUAGUCUGCAACAUUUUAAAGACAGAUUCCAGUUGUUAACAAUGCUAAUCCUUGAGAGUCUAUGAACUGAAACAGAAAUAUAAAUGCCACAAUUAAGU
Rubroshorea leprosula is the source of this 571-nucleotide messenger RNA. The record is from the annotation of a GenBank genome assembly. NCBI's taxonomy places the organism in Eukaryota, Viridiplantae, Streptophyta, Magnoliopsida, Malvales, Dipterocarpaceae.